Messenger RNA from Sugiyamaella lignohabitans, 1662 nucleotides. It is a transcript of the gene VBA5, whose product is annotated as Vba5p. Gene Ontology annotation, molecular function: transmembrane transporter activity. The transcript has a single exon. Gene Ontology annotation, cellular component: membrane. NCBI's taxonomy places the organism in Eukaryota, Fungi, Ascomycota, Dipodascomycetes, Dipodascales, Trichomonascaceae. The coding region runs from base 1 to 1662 and encodes 553 amino acids. Gene Ontology annotation, biological process: transmembrane transport. The record is from RefSeq and is a predicted model, not a curated record.
AUGUUCACUAGUAGUAUUCACUCCAAAAAUCAGAGUGUAGACAUCUCUAAUUCUAAGACUACUGAAGGAUCAGAUGCACCAGUUGAUCUUUUUGUUGACCUUGAACAGGUUGAAGACUCAGGUGAUGGAACAACUUCUGAUCAACAAAUUCUUCAUGGAUUCAAACUUGUGCUUUGUUCUGUCUCGCUACUAUUAUGUAUGUUUAUUUUUGCUUUGGAUCAGACUAUAACAGUCACAUUGCUUGAGACGGUAGGAAAUAAGUUCAACUCAUUUGGGAAGAUCAGUUGGAUCACAAUUGGAUUUUUCCUUCCAGUUGCUGUCUUGUCCAUGAGUUGGGGAAGUAUUUCCCUGAUCUUUGGUAGAAAAAUAUGUAUGCUCAUAUCAAUUGUUUUAUUUGAAGCAGGUAGUUUAAUGUGUGCUCUGGCACCAUCAAUGAAUGUGCUUAUCGGAGGUAGAAUCAUUGCAGGAAUAGGAGGAGGCGGUAUUCAGACUAUGGUAUUUUUGAUUCUUACUGAAAUUGUAACCAUUGAAAAACGAGGUUUGAUGAUUAGCUUCAUUGGUUUGUCAUUUGGAAUCGCAUCUGUUGUGGCACCCCUUAUUGGAGGAGCUUUGACUACACAUGUUUCCUGGAGAUGGUGUUUCUAUAUCAACUUGCCUAUUGGAGCAGCUGCUUUUUUCUGCAUCGCUUUACUAUUUAAUCCACCAAAGGUUGCCGGUAGUUUCAAGGAGAAGAUUAAGAAGGUGGACUAUAUUGGAGUAUUGCUACUGGCAAUUGGUCUUUCAUGCCUGCUGCUUCCUCUGUCAUUUGGAAGUUCAACCAGCCCUUGGAAUUCUGCUGAAGUCAUUAGUUUGUUCGUAAUUGGAUUUUUUGGCUGCAUUGCAUUUUUCAUUUACAAUUUUUUCAUUUCUAAAGUUCCCUUAAUUCCUCGCAGGAUUGCUAAAGUGGCUCAGGUUGUGCUCCCCUGUUUGGGUCUCUUUGGGUGCUAUGGUGCACUCAUGAUUGGGUGUAUUUUUUUGGCAACAUUUUUUCAAGUUGUCAAAGGAGCUGAUGGAAUGCAAUCUGGAAUUGAUAUUCUUCCACUUAUUUUACCCACAAUUCUAGCAAUUAUAUUCAGUGGAGCGAUCGUGUCUAAGAAGGGAAUUACCAAGCCACUAGCAAUUGUUGGUUCAGCUCUUAGUACGGUUGGAUUUGGUCUGUUGACUUUAUUAAAUGAGAAUUCACCCUCCUCCAAACGAAUUGGAUAUCAAAUUUUGGCAGGUGUCGGUUUGGGUCUGUUAGUGCAGCCAAUGACAAUUAGCGCUCAGAUAGCUUCACCAAAAUCCAAUGGAGGAGUUUUGAUAGCCACUUCUAUGGUCACAUUGUUUAGAUCCUUGGGAUCUAUUUUGGGAAGUUCUUUAGGACAGGUGGUUCUAAAUGUUGUUUUUGGGAAUAAACUCAAUGACUACGGUGCAGUUGUUGGAUUUACAACUAGAGACAUUGUGAACAACCCUGGACUAAUUGCCGCAUUACCUGAAGACAAGAUACCACUGGCAAUCAAAGCAUUUGUAGAAGGAUAUCGAGAUGUCAUGUUUCUUGGAAUGGCAUUUUCAAUCAUUGCCUUUCUUACCACCCCUUUCUACACUAAUAAGCGGGUUCCCAUUGCGCCUAAAUCUCAGGAUUGA